AUCUUAUAUAAUUUUAAAAAGAGUUCCUGGGGUUUGUAAUUAUUUAUUUAAUACUGACAAUUGUGAAUUCAAUGGGAGGGAAACAGAAAUAUUGUUUUUUCUCCUUAUUGUGGUCAUGAUGAGGACACGUAAAGCAGGAAGUUUAACAAUGAUAAAUUAUCUAUCUUCAAGCUUUAUUUAUACAAAAAUUGCAAACUUAAUUUUAUGGUUUAAUGCAGAUUAUCGAAUGGGAAUCAUUUAUGGUGUAAUUUUUAUAUUGGGCGCACUUUUACUACCUGAACCUACUUAUUCUGGCCCGAGUAAUGUGAGUUAUUUUCGCGGAGAACCGAGCCUAACAGAACAAAUAUUAAAUGAUAAUAAAUCUGUUUGGCUAAUUACAUUCUAUACAGUAUGGAAUCCUGCUUGUGUAAAUUUUGCUCCUCUCUUUGCAAAACUAAGUACUGAUUAUGGUAUUGAGAGUCUACGAUUUGGUAAAAUUGACAUAGGAAGAUAUCCUGAAGCAGGAAAGAAGUAUCAUGUAAGCGAUAGCAGUAUGAGCAAACAAUUACCAACAGUGAUACUCUUUCAACAAGGCAAAGAGGUAUUGAGACGACCAACAGUAGAUUCAAAAGGAAAAUUGAUCAAGUUCCAUUUCUCUGAAGAAAAUACCAAGUUAGCAUUUGGAUUAAAUAAUUUGUACCAACAAGCAAAAACUAAUUUGAAAGAAAAAAAUAAUACAAUUGAGAGCAAAAAAGGUCGCUAGAAUCCUAAAAAAGUAUUGUUAGGACUUUACAAUCUAAGUAUUUAAAAAUAUAAGUAACAGUUUAAUUAAGCUUAGAUGCAUAUUUUGUUUAAUUGGAGAGAUAUUGAAAAUUCAUAUAAGUAAGGUCUAUCAAUAUAUUAACAACACAUUUGUAUAAGUAGUGGUAGUUUUUUCAUGAUUCAAAAAAUUAUAGCUGAAGUAUUUAUUUGUACAUAAUAAGUUUAUUUAUUGUAGAAUUUAACUGAAAUAGAAUUUAUGUUUAAUUAAAUUUACUUGAAUCUCUAUAAUCAUUAGUAUGAACAUGUUAAUAUAUUUGUCUAGGAUUGUGAUAUUUUAGCCAAAGUCCUUAAGGCUAUUUGAGGUACUGAUAUCUCUAUAAUAUUUACACAUUUAUUUCAGUUAUUUUCAUGUAUACAAAAUAUUUUAAUUACAUGUGCCAUUUGUAUCAAAAUGUUUAUUAUAGUAUACAUUUUUUCAUCUUAAUUACAAACAAAAUAGACAGUA
Messenger RNA from Sitophilus oryzae (rice weevil), 1246 nucleotides. Its product is annotated as thioredoxin-related transmembrane protein 2 homolog. The record is from RefSeq and is a predicted model, not a curated record. Gene Ontology annotation, cellular component: membrane-bounded organelle. Lineage: Eukaryota; Metazoa; Arthropoda; Insecta; Coleoptera; Curculionidae. Bases 116 to 742 code for a protein of 208 amino acids. The transcript is spliced from 5 exons. Gene Ontology annotation, molecular function: disulfide oxidoreductase activity.